Molecule: messenger RNA, 2460 nt
Organism: Branchiostoma belcheri (Belcher's lancelet)
Lineage: Eukaryota; Metazoa; Chordata; Leptocardii; Amphioxiformes; Branchiostomatidae
Product: cation channel sperm-associated protein subunit beta-like
Exons: 16
Cellular component (GO): cilium; CatSper complex
Source: RefSeq, a predicted model, not a curated record
AUGAAAGCGUGACAUAAAGAAGGCCCAAGAGUGACAGUGGUGUCCCGUACAGGAGGGGGUCAGCUGUACCCCCCUGCAGAGUUACCCCCCAGCUUCACCCCCUCUGGACUGGUCUUCCAUCCUGUCAACCACUUCCUCUAUGCCUACGGAUCACAAGUGUUUGUGUCCUUAGACGGGGGAAGUUCCUUCAGCUGCAUCCUCAGCCUCAGGACUGGCCAGUCGGUGACCACCUUCGCUGCCGAUGUGCAUGAUGAGGCUGUUGCCAUGGUUACUAACGAUGGAGCCAUGUUCUAUGGAACUGCAGGUAUUCCCCGGAUGUCAGAAGUACUCCAUGCGGAGAUACCAGGUACCGCAGUCCUGGUGGACAACACAGGCCAGUGGUACCAUGUCAGGGGGAACAGCAGUACUACUGGGGUACAUGCGGAGGUGGUGGACAUCACAGCAGGGAUACAGAGUGCAGACACAUCGUUUGUGCGACCCCUGAUCCCCCAGUUCCUGUCAGCUGACACCAUUGUGUUCCACGAGCACCAGCAGCUGCAACGUCCGUGGGAGACCGCAGGGGAUGGUCUCACCUCAGGGUUCUCCCAGCUUCAUGUGGGACAGAAACUUCAACUCAGCACAUCAGGCUCAGCACUGAUCACCCAGGUGACAACAGAGCACAGAAUGGACAACUACACUGCCUGGGCACGGGCGCAUGUCUUCAAACCUUUUCAGUUCGAGAGACUAUCUGAGAGCCCAGCUCAGGCAUACAGUGUGGAGGUUGCCUGUGAGAGUAACGGAAAGUCUCUCCUAACCCUACAGAAUGUAGGAGGCUCCACGGGUUGGCUGUUCUCCGACAUAGGGAAGUCGUUGGUUGUUGCCACCGGCAACAACCACCUGUUGACGGAGCUGGUUACCACGACGACGGCCCGAGCUGACCCCGUGAUGACCUGUAAGGGCGUGACCCUCCCAGCAGGCCUGUGGCAGCUGUAUGACUUCAGCAGUUACACAGAACAUGCUACUGUGUACGACCAGGCUCUGACAAUCAGCUCAACAACAGCGACUGUGACUUCAGGGCACUUCGAGUUCGCCCCCUAUCACGUUGGGCUGGUACUGCAGGUAUCCUCAGGGUCUGCCACAGUCACAGCUGUCAGUAGUGUGACCCAGGUCACCUUACAGGUCCACACUGGCUCCCUAGAUGGGUCAUACUCUGCAGGGGAGUGGAGCCUACAAGAAGUCUCAGGACAACAGGCCGUCCGUAAGUGGAACAUCACCGAGGACGAGUGUCGCCAUGUGAUGAACGUUCAGGACGACCUCGUGACCCACAGUCUGAGAUACAUGGACGUCAGAGAGGACGUCAGGCUGGCAGCAAAUGCAACCAUCGCUGAGAAUGCCCCAGAGGUGCCCAGUGAGCGCGCCCUGCUGGUGGUGACCUUCGGUAACCCCUUCGUGUUCCAGAAGAUAGAGACUGAUGCAUUCUGGGACACCUCCGGGUACCACCACUUGAGGCUGCAUGUUGUGGAUGAUCUCUUCAAACAGGGCCAUUCCUCGGUGACCCUGUACAUCCCCAUGGCCUCCCUGUUGUGCCCUCUGACCUCUCACACCGUGACCCUGCGGUGUCAGUGCCCGCCGGACAAGCACCUGCGCUUUGUGUACCAGAACCAGUUCACGGACGACGAGUUUCUACACGGACAACCUGUGGACAAGGAUGGGAGGGACCUGCUGCAGAAUUUAGAGGUGAACUACCGUCCGCCCUCCAGUAUGGGAGUGGGAAUCCCCCUGUCCAACAACAUCUACAACGCAGACCCCAGUCAGGACAGACCCAACGACUUCUACCAAGUAUCACAGGACACAGGCCAGUUUAAGCAGUGCUUAGGCAAGUCCACGAGCGCGGAGUGCGGCUGUACAGAACAAAUGAAGCUUUCGUCGCAAGAAGAGUUCUCAGACUGCAUCGACCGUGCUCACCGGAUGUUGUACCCGGCGGUGCUGCCAGUCCAACUUCAGGUGGUGCAACCGGGCGUGGAGACUGUUGAACUGGACCAGCCUUAUGUUGUAGUGAUAGAGGAGGUGAACAGUCGUUCAGACUACGUGCCUGACUCAGUGGUAACCCCCUCACUGGCCCGUCUCCGUGGCGAUGAACGGCUGAACCACACGCUGAUGUUCUACAGCCCUCGCAAACUCUCUGUCCUCAUGACGGGCGCCCGGCUGUUCCACUUCAGGGUGUCCGUACUGGAGGGCUUCUCCUACUGUAACCUCAAUGCUGAGUUUAUGGUCUAUGUGGACCGGCCUCCCAUAGCCUACCCAUCGGAGUACAUCAUGCGUGGAGGCAUCAGCAUCAUGAUAGGCAUGAUCCUGUUCCUGGUGUACCUGUACUACCUGCACACUCACCACACACCCUUCACCAUUAAAUCUACGUCACAACAUGCACAUCACAAAAGGGAUAGGAGAGCGACCAUGGCGGACAGUGACAGUGAUGAGUAG